Molecule: messenger RNA, 630 nt
Organism: Williopsis jadinii
Lineage: Eukaryota; Fungi; Ascomycota; Saccharomycetes; Phaffomycetales; Wickerhamomycetaceae
Exons: 3
Coding region: 57-281 (74 amino acids)
Source: RefSeq, a predicted model, not a curated record
CUUAUAUCAACACACUCUUUCCAUUGACAGUUCAAGCAUUGAGUCUUUGGACGAUGAUGGCUUUGAGUGAUUGUGAAAGUCACAACAACAGCGCUAGAGGAAGAGAUGAUAGUUUUAAGGGUUUCAUCUACUUUACAAGAAUUGGUCUUCCAAUGAGAGCUUUGAAGCUUGACACGUUUAUCAAUGGAUCAUAUGGACCACCGAACUGGGUAAAAAACUACCACUCUGUCUCAUGCAUAAAGUAUAGACAUGUCUCUUUGGCUAAAGAUUUUAACAACUAGAUAUCAACACAUCUACGUAUUUGAGUUGGCAUUUCCAUUGGUUCUCAAGAACAACAACUUGAUGAAGCAUACACAGUGAUCGUAUAAAUACCACGGUAUUUCCACUUUCUGCGAUUUGAUGGUACUUCUUGGUAUUGAUUUGUAUUUCGUUGUCUGUGAAACGCAAACUUGAUAUGGGUCGUGAGAUAGCGAAGUCUUAUACGACUUAAUUGGGAUUUCAACUACACAUCAGCAAUGACACAUUAGUGAAGACAUGUCUAUGUUUGUGAUUGAUGUGGAAGCUUUCUCAUCACUCUUCACUUAGCUACACCAACCUCCAAUCAGACUUGAUAAUGUUCACCAUGAUUCA